This is a messenger RNA of Cynocephalus volans (Philippine flying lemur), 651 nucleotides long. RefSeq names its product regulator of G protein signaling 17 (gene RGS17). The transcript is spliced from 4 exons. The record is from RefSeq and is a predicted model, not a curated record. Bases 19 to 651 code for a protein of 210 amino acids. Lineage: Eukaryota; Metazoa; Chordata; Mammalia; Dermoptera; Cynocephalidae.
GGUACUGAAGUAGCUGAAAUGCGAAAAAGGCAGCAGUCACAAAAUGAAGGAACACCUGCUGUGUCUCAAGCACCUGGAAACCAGAGGCCCAACAACACAUGCUGCUUUUGCUGGUGCUGUUGUUGCAGCUGCUCCUGCCUCACUGUUAGAAAUGAAGAAAGAGGAGAAAAUGCAGGAAGACCCACACAUACCACAAAAAUGGAGAGUAUCCAGGUCCUAGAGGAAUGCCAAAACCCCACUGCAGAUGAAGUCUUGUCCUGGUCUCAAAAUUUUGACAAGAUGAUGAAGACCCCAGCAGGAAGAAACCUUUUCAGAGAGUUCCUCCGAACAGAAUACAGUGAAGAGAACCUCCUUUUCUGGCUUGCCUGUGAAGACUUAAAGAAAGAGCAGAACAAAAAAGUAAUUGAGGAAAAGGCCAGAAUGAUAUAUGAAGAUUACAUUUCUAUACUGUCACCAAAAGAGGUCAGUCUUGAUUCUCGAGUUAGAGAGGUGAUCAAUAGAAAUCUGUUGGAUCCUAAUCCUCACAUGUAUGAAGAUGCCCAACUUCAGAUAUAUACCUUAAUGCACAGAGAUUCUUUUCCAAGGUUUUUGAACUCUCAAAUUUAUAAGUCAUUUCUUCAAAGUACUGCCGGCUCUUCUUCUGAAUCUUAA